AUAACCCACCUAUAAACUUCAGGCCUUCCAUAUAAAUUCCCAAAACUUGGCCCUACUUAGGGUUUUAGGUCUAGCUCUUGCAGUGGCCUUUGUCAGAAUCGAAACGAAUAAGCAUCACCUUCCAGAUCGGAAAAAAUGGUGAAGGGACGCCAAGGAGAGCGAGUCAGACUCUAUGUAAGAGGAACCAUAUUGGGUUACAAGAGGUCAAAGUCAAACCAGUAUCCAAACACUUCAUUGAUCCAGAUUGAGGGAGUUAACACCAAGGAGGAAGUAGCUUGGUACGCUGGCAAGCGUAUGGCUUAUAUUUACAAGGCUAAGGUGAAGAAGAAUGGCUCACACUAUCGCUGCAUUUGGGGAAAGGUUACUAGACCUCAUGGUAACAGUGGUGUUGUUCGUGCUAAAUUCAAGUCUAACCUUCCCCCCAAAUCUAUGGGAGAUAAAGUCAGAGUCUUCAUGUACCCCAGCAAUAUAUGAGUUGUCUGGAUCCCUGAUGGAGUUCGAUUGAUGACUCAAGUGACUCUGCCUUUUCACUUUGUUUCUAUAAACUUAGUAAAAUGUUUUGCGUUUUGGAGCAGUCAUUUUGUUUCUUUAGGAUGGUGGAUGAGACUACUUUUGUUUACAUAUUUCUAUCAUGGAUUUUCCACCUAUUCGUCUCUUGACUUUGAAGUUUUGGGUAAUCAAUCAAUCAUGGAACUGACUAGCAUUUCCGAUCCACUGGGGAGCAUGUGUCAUUAUCUGUUAGCUUUAACAACUUAAUUCAUUACUUGCAAAAGCUUGCAUGGUAAUAUAUGUUGUUUGGUUCACUACUUUUAAAUCAUUGCCUUGCUUUGCGGCUGGUUAGUGCUCAAUAGUUGAGCAAUGUGAGUACGAAUGUUGACUGAAUGAUUUGAUGAAAAUAUGUGAUGUGCGAGCAAUGAGUUUUGUGUCACGUCUGCAUGUUAUGACUAGGAUUUGAUUUAUGUUCAAGUUGCUAAAUAAUUAGCGGACUCCUGGUCCGAAGUAUUUGCAAAUGAUUGUAUCCUUGGUUAGGGUAUUAGGGGUUCUACUUGGAUUGAGUAGUUUAUUCUUCUUUUACCUCGGUU
This is a messenger RNA of Durio zibethinus, 1082 nucleotides long. Its product is annotated as large ribosomal subunit protein eL33w-like. NCBI's taxonomy places the organism in Eukaryota, Viridiplantae, Streptophyta, Magnoliopsida, Malvales, Malvaceae. Gene Ontology annotation, biological process: translation. Gene Ontology annotation, molecular function: structural constituent of ribosome. Gene Ontology annotation, cellular component: ribosome. The record is from RefSeq and is a predicted model, not a curated record.